AUGGAAAUUGUCAGAGAAACAAAAGAGGUAUGAAAGAAUUACAGCAAAUGAGUGAGCUUACUUCCUCUCCACCUGCUUCACGUUGAGUAUUAGGCAUUAGUCGAGGGUCUCAAUUGGGAUGGUACCUUUGAAGGCUCACGGUUACUUUUUUCCAACUUUGACAGUUGACGGUUGAAUUUUAGGGCUUUUGACGUUUGUCGGUGUUUUUAUGUGGAAAUCUAGUCCAAGAAUUUAAAUAAAUAGUUCUGCAUAAAUUAGUAUCAACUGUCGUGUUUUAGAGGUUGUCUUGGCCUUUCACUCAUAUUAUGUCCUAGUAUUUUCAGUUGCAAGGUCUUGUAAUGUAUGAAGAGAGCGUUUUUAAAAAAAUAGUGGAGAAGUAGCUUUUCUAGUUUAGAGAUUCUUCACAUCUGUCAGCUGAAAUAGUGAGAUUUGAAAUACCUUGGAAAUUUAAUAUUUAUCUGCAAUUUUGACAGCUGACAUCCAAAGCGGAGGGGAAAAAAAUUUAGAAAUAUGAAAACAGUCACCAUGCUUUGUAUUUUGUAUUUCGAUACGUUAUCUUUCUCUUCUCAACAGAUGGAACUCACCUGGGUGGAGAGCAUGCAAUGUAAAGUCAUAGUGGCGAAUGUUCGACAAUACGCGGGAGGAGCUUAUUUAAAAGCCGUUACAAAGAAGGGUCAUGAACGGGAAGCAAGGAUAACUGUGGAAUUUUACGGGAAACACUUAUGAACAAACAACAGGUAUUUUGAAAAUAUGGACACGUGAGUAAGAUUAAAUGCACGCGUUUUUUUUCUGUGCAUAUUUAGUGACUCAGAGGCAAAGGGGCGUUUUGAAAGUAACAGCUUCAUUUGUUUUGACCAACUUUGUCAACUCAGUUCAUUGGAAAAAGAUGAUGCAAACGACUGUGUAGGAGAAUUAAAACAUUUUGUCACAGGAAUCUUCUCUUCAUUAUUGGCUCCUUUUCUUCAGACGGGAUUGGGUAUCCAUUCUGUAUGGGAAAAUUUGAUCCAGUUCUGGGCAAUUCAGCAAAGUGCUAGCAAUCACUACGCUAGCUCUCAAUGUUUUUGUAUCAGAAAUCAAACGAGUGUGCGAAGCGAACGAGUGAGAUUUCUGACGUGCGUAAGUAUCUUUCGCUCGAUCUUUCCAUGACUGGUCAUGACUGAAGUAUAAUCCUAUAUUUAUGUAUCAGAUAUAACUACCAGCCGGUGAUCAAAAUACAAACUGUUGUAUACCUAGAAUCCAAAUAUUCAUUACGUAUUUCAGAAUUCUAUAUUGGGCAGCAUGACAUGCCAGGAUACAACACCUUCUCGUUCUAUAUAGAGGGCCAACAAUACUUCCUGUGUGCAGAGAAUAACGAAGUGUUUCUGAUGGUAAGUAACAAUACGAGUUCAGUAGAAUGGCUGAAUGAAAUACAAAGUUAACUGAAUUUCAAGGUGGAAGCUCAUCUGACGCAGAUCCCAACUGGUUAUAUGGCAAAUGAUCGACUCUUCUGUAAACCUUGCAUUAGCUUAAAACCGAAAAAAGUUCCCCUACAAAAAUGGAGUAUUCCUCUUUUAACCCAGCUCUGUAGGGUUGCUAAAUAGAAUUUUUAAGAGUAGAGUUAAAAAGGCCCCUUUGCUACUUAAAAAGACUGUGUUUUUCUGCGCUAAAAAUAGUUAGAGCGUCCCGUUCGAAAAUUUUCCGCCAUGAUCUCAACUAUGAAGGGCAAAGUAGCAAAGGGGCCUUUUUAACUCUACUCUUUAAAAUUCUAUCUAGCAACCCUAGAGAGCUGGGUUAAAAGAGGAAUACUCCCUUUUUGUGGGGAAACUUUUUUCGGUUUUAACCUAAUGCAAGGUUUACAGAAGAGUCGAUCAUUUGCCAUAUAACCAGUUGGGAUCUGCGUCAGAUGAGCUUCCACCUUGAAAUUCAGUUAACUUUGUAUUCCAGUCAGCCAUAGGGUUCACACAGUCUAACGCCAUUGACUCACAAAGCCUUUCUUUUACAUCGAUACGUAAUUAUAUGACACAGUAACGUCAUUUUAUCAUUUUUUUUCUUUCUCUUUUUAAUAUAGAGUUCCUCUGAUAGCGAGCCCACUAAUGCCAGGUUCUUGUUUCACGUUGAAAAAGCCAGUAACGUUUUCUACAACAUAAAGUCGGCUGUAAAUCCAGAAAUGUUUCUGGUCAGUGAUGAGUCAGGCAAGGCAACCAUGAGGCGGAAAAAGGGCCGUACAGCCUAUGACAGACAAGCCUGGUUUCGAUUUUUACCAGACGGUGACAUGGUAACGACUCCAGUUGGUGCAGAAACCAUCUUUGAAGCCAGAACGUUCGAAAUCCAGGAGGCUGUUUCUUGUAAUUAA
Porites lobata is the source of this 2332-nucleotide messenger RNA. The record is from the annotation of a GenBank genome assembly. NCBI's taxonomy places the organism in Eukaryota, Metazoa, Cnidaria, Anthozoa, Scleractinia, Poritidae.